Molecule: messenger RNA, 1266 nt
Organism: Ogataea angusta
Lineage: Eukaryota; Fungi; Ascomycota; Pichiomycetes; Pichiales; Pichiaceae
Exons: 1
Coding region: 1-1266 (421 amino acids)
Molecular function (GO): metal ion binding; mRNA binding
Source: RefSeq, a predicted model, not a curated record
AUGACCAGUAUUUGGGGUUCCUUUGAUCAUCCUCUUAGGGAUAGCGCUAAAUUGGACUUGGACGCAGAUCUGGAUGUCAACUUGCGUUUUGCAAGGCUAGGAUUGUCUGCGAUGGAAAUAACUCCUUCGGUAUCUGAAACAUCCACGGUGAUAUCACCUACCGCCUCGUCUGGUAACUUGCUUUCCGACGUUAGUAAAGGACGUGAGCGUGGCGGCUCAGCAAACUCAACAUACACCUCAUCGUCAGCCAAUUCCACACCAGGUCUCGCUCAAAAUAUUUCCUUGCCUGACGAUCCUGACACACAGCAGAUUGCCCUAGACAUGUUGGAUCUGAUCCCGAAUCUCUGGGCUGAUAAAUCCACAGACACAUUAGAAUGUUCAUCAUUUAGUGCUUUCGAUUCUGGCAGAAUUCCCUUUUCAAGUCAGUGUACCUCAAGCUUUGCAACCGCACACAAUGGUCAUAAUUCGCCUCGGCUCAAUCAAUCGUCAAAAGCUAUUCCAGCAGCUUUCAAUAAUUCAGAGAGUUCUCCCUUUAAUCCCUUCCAACAGCUUCAUCACAAUUCCUCGCCGUUUUCCUUUGCACAAAACCCCAACUCUUUCAAUGAUUCUUCUCGAAUUCCAAUGGACGGACCCGCUCAUUCCACCCCUCAGUUUCACUUUUCGCCACAUAUCACAAUUCAGAAUACGGUGGAGACAACAAGCCUCGCUCAUGGUGUUAGCACACAAUCGGCCUACCCUCUUACUGAAGAAAACCUCCUGCUCUUGAAUCCCUCUAAACGACUGCAUCAGGGAAAGCACUUGAAUGUUGCGGUGAUUCCCACUAAGAUGGAUCAAGAUAAUACCGCCUAUCUAAUUGUUCCUGCAAAUCCAGCUGUGAAUGAGAGUGAUGUAUCCAAAUCUUCAAGAGCUGAAGGUGCUCCUAACACAAAACGGAAGGAUACCCAGAAAGCUUUUCCACAAAGCACUUCAAAUUCGUCACACGGCAACAAGUCUCAUAAAACAUUCUCUUCCUCUAGCGCAAAAAGCAAGGGAAAUGUUGACAGGGAUCUUUACAAAACCGAAAUGUGCACACAAUUUCAGGAAAAAGGAAGCUGCCCUUAUGGAGCUAAAUGCCAAUUUGCACACGGAACGGAAGAACUGAAGAAGGUCAAAAGAGCAGACAAUUGGAAAACAAAAUUAUGUGCCAAUUGGCUCAAAUCAGGAUCAUGUCGGUACGGUAAGAGAUGUUGUUUUAAACAUGGUGAGAACGAUAGAGGGAACUCGUGA